GCGCUGACCCCUAAAGGAUGUGUGUGGGCUUCACCCAGACAGGCGUAGGCUCCGCCCCCUCUCUGAACUUGACCUUUUACUGGAGUCCCCUAAACAAGCACGAAACAGACUUUCACUGUCGAUGGAUAGAAACGAUCAAUGGCUGCCAGAAGAAAACCUCAGAAGAGUCUCUCCCAUUGCUGGACCAGCUCCUGAUGGAGCUUCACCGCUUCCUGCUCCUCCUGGACAGGGAGACUCUGAGCGGGAACGCCACCGUGCAGAAGGGACUGCUGUCGGAUCUCCUGCUGUCCUACAGAACCCCGAGUGGUGGUGAUGAGGAAUACAUCUACAUGAACAAAGUGGCUGUUUCUGGAAAAGGCAAAGAUAACAAAGGUAAGAGAU
Molecule: messenger RNA, 381 nt
Organism: Poecilia reticulata (guppy)
Lineage: Eukaryota; Metazoa; Chordata; Actinopteri; Cyprinodontiformes; Poeciliidae
Source: RefSeq, a predicted model, not a curated record